AUGAUCAUUGUAAAGGAUGCUCCGAAAAAUCGAAGAGUAGAAGAAAUUGGAAAAAGCGAUCUCAAACCUUAUCAUGCAAACACGAAAGACCCCUAUGUCACUGCAUAUUUGAAUUCUGGAGCUCUACCUCUGACGUUGGUGAUUGGUGAUGGCAAGGAGUAUAAUUCUGAAAAUGAAACAUACUUCAACCAACUUCUAGAACACAAUUCAAAUUAUAUUGUGUUCCUGAGAUUUUUUGAAAGUCAGGUACUGUACGUAUUUCCUCUUAUUUUCCAGUAGUUCUCGACUGGAGGCUGAUUGGAGGGAGGAGGUAAAUAGAGGCUGAGAGCUAAAUGGAUUUUAGCGUUUGUUAUACUUAACAUAGUGAUAAAUAUUUUAUACUCACGAUUCUUAGAAGAUGGCCUUUUAUUGCUGGGAUAUUUGUGACACUACCUCUUUGAGGAACAGAUAG
This is a messenger RNA of Paramuricea clavata, 451 nucleotides long. The record is from the annotation of a GenBank genome assembly. NCBI's taxonomy places the organism in Eukaryota, Metazoa, Cnidaria, Anthozoa, Malacalcyonacea, Plexauridae.